AUGAGCGGCAAGGGAGUGACUCAAGAGUUGGAGGAAUACCAGAGAGACAAAUCGGAAUACGCCUCUGUUCUCAAAAAGAUUAGUGAUUUGGAGUUGAGCGUUGCUGAAAACAAAGAUGUGAUUGAAACACUUACUGGAAUGGAGGCAAGCCGCCGUUGCUACCGUGUUGUAGAUUCGAUUCUGGUUGAGCGAAAUGUGGGUGAAGUGAAGGAAGCUCUCGAGGUAGAGAAGAAUAAUAUGAUGGUUUUGAUGGGACAGUUGAAUACUCGCAGUCGCGAGCUUGAAAAGAAGAUCACAGCUUUUGAAACCAAAUAUGGAAACCCUCAAACUGCGGAAAAGGCAUAA
Messenger RNA from Blastocystis hominis, 345 nucleotides. RefSeq lists its product as hypothetical. NCBI's taxonomy places the organism in Eukaryota, Bigyra, Opalinata, Blastocystidae. The coding region runs from base 1 to 345 and encodes 114 amino acids. Gene Ontology annotation, biological process: protein folding. Gene Ontology annotation, cellular component: prefoldin complex; cytoplasm. The record is from RefSeq and is a predicted model, not a curated record. The transcript is spliced from 5 exons. Gene Ontology annotation, molecular function: protein folding chaperone.